This is a messenger RNA of Drosophila subpulchrella, 1568 nucleotides long. RefSeq names its product argininosuccinate lyase (gene Argl). Gene Ontology annotation, cellular component: cytosol. The transcript is spliced from 4 exons. The record is from RefSeq and is a predicted model, not a curated record. Gene Ontology annotation, molecular function: argininosuccinate lyase activity. The coding region runs from base 1 to 1473 and encodes 490 amino acids. NCBI's taxonomy places the organism in Eukaryota, Metazoa, Arthropoda, Insecta, Diptera, Drosophilidae.
AUGGAUUAUAGCUGGUUUGAGGGAAUUACCAACGCCAGUAGUGUUCAAACGUGUACGCCAACCGGAUCCAUCAUGUCCCAGAGCUCCUAUAAGAUGUGGGGUGGUCGCUUCAGCGAGAAGCCCCAUGAAGCACUCCAGUCGCUUAACAAUAGUCUGCCCUACGAUUCUCGCUUGUAUGCGGAUGACCUGGAUGCCAGCAAGGCGUAUGCAGAGGCGCUCCACAGAGCGGGUCACCUGAACGAAGCCGAAGCCGAUAAGCUGGUGAAGAAUCUCGAGUUGCUGCGAUUCGACUGGAUCGAAGGGUCUGUGAAGUUCCUGCCUGGUGAUGAGGAUGUCCACACGGUUAACGAACGGCUUUUGGUGGGAAUAACCGGCGAGCUGGGCCAGCGGCUUCACACGGGGAGGAGCAGAAAUGACCAGGUGGUCACCGACAUGAAGCUUUGGCUUCGCAAGGCCAUCCGCGAGACCUUGGGCCGCUUGAGUCGGGUCAUUGAAGCUGCCACCCGGCAGGCGGAACUCCACCUGGGCGUCCUUAUGCCAGGAUACACGCAUCUACAGCGGGCCCAGACCGUCCAGUUCUCGCACUGGCUGCUGUCCCACGCAUUCGCCUUGAGGGAGGAUGCCCAGCGACUGGUGCAGCUAAGGGAUCGGUCUAAUGUCCUCCCCCUGGGAAGUGGCGCCCUGGCGGGCAAUCCGCUCGGCAUCGAUCGGCUGUGGCUAGCUGAGAGGCUGGGAUUCUCAGGAGUCACGGCCAACAGCAUGCACGCUGUUGGAGACCGCGAUUUUGUGGUUGACUUUAUAUAUUGCUGCUCUAUGGUGAGCCUACAUCUGUCCCGAUUGGCCGAGGAUCUCAUCAUAUAUAGCACCAAAGAGUUCGAUUUCAUCCGACUGGCUGAUGGCUUUUCCAGUGGCAGCAGCCUGAUGCCCCAGAAACGCAAUCCGGACAGUUUGGAGCUCAUUCGCGGAAUGUCCGGAGUGAUCACCUCCAAUCUUACGGGUAUUAUGAUGACCAUCAAGGGCACUCCGUCCACCUACAACAAGGAUUUGCAGUUUGACAAGGAGUACUGCUUCCAUUCCUUCGAUAAGCUGUCCCAGGUGCUCGAUGUGACCGACGGAGUUUUACAGACGAUGCAUGUGAAACAGGAAUCGAUGGAGGCGGCUCUUAGUACGGACAUGUUGGCCACUGAUUGGGCCUACUAUCUGGUGAAAAAGGGUAUUCCCUUCCGCCAGGCGCACCACAUUAUCGGUCGCGUGGUUACAGAGGCUGAAAACCGGGGCGUGGACAUUACGGAUCUGCCACUGGGCGAGCUGCAGGCCUUUAGCCCUGUAUUUGGAUCGGAUAUCGUUCAAGUGGCCGACUACUCCAACAAUGUGCAGCAGUACAACGCGAUCGGCGGAACCGCCAGUAGCAGCGUCGUGGAGCAGUUGCGAUUGCUCAAUAAGUUCGUCAAGGAACUGCGCAAACAGUCAUAGGGAUCUCAAGUUCAUUCAAUUUUCCUUUGUGUAACAUAUGUAUAUAUCUUAUUACUCGUGAUUAUUAAAUUCACUCAAUAAUUUACAACGAUUAA